UUGAGACUAAAAUCUCGAGGUGCGUGCUCUUUGUGCGCAGGGCGGUCGCUGAGUGUGGAUUUGGCCCAGGCUCUGAUCACAGCUUGUCCUCUUCCCUUAAAUGGGGUUGUUUGUGAAAGUUGCUGGUCGCCCAGAGGCAUCUUAAUUCGAAGCACAUUGGUAAAGCGUCUGGCCAAAAAAAGGAGAGGCGGUGGGCGUACACUGGAGCUCUUAAUCCGCGAGGGAGACUGGAAAAGUGAGCCAAGUUAGCUCCCGAAGCCAGAGCGGGAGGAACUUCCUUUUAUAAAAGUCCCAAGCGAGAUGGAGAUGCUUAGACGGUCUUCUGUCUUUGCAGCUGAGGUGAUGGAAGUGUUUGACCGCUCCCCACCCGAUAAAGAGCUAAUUUCUCAAGCUAAAGCCCUCUGUCGAGAUUACAUCCACUCCCGCCUGAUCCGAGCUGGCAUUGUUUGGAGUAAACCAGACCCUCUGGCUGCUGGCCCUACAAGCAAACUCACUGAGGUGUCCUCAGCACUCCUCCAUUUGGGUGAUGAAUUAGAGUACAUCAGACCGAACGUCUACAGGAAUAUUGCCAAACAACUGAAUAUCUCCGUCACUUCUGAAAGCAUCGUGUCAGAUGCAUUCCUGGCAGUUGCGACUGAGCUUUUCUCUGCAGGUAUAACCUGGGGGAAGGUGGUGGCCCUGUAUGCUGUAGCUGGUGGAUUAGCCAUUGACUGUGUGAAGCAAGGACAGCAUGCAAUGGUGCACACUAUUGUUGAUUGCUUGGGAGAGUUUGUCCGGAAAACACUGGUGACGUGGCUGAGGAGACGGGGUGGAUGGAUUGAUAUUACAAAGAUUGUGGUCAACAAUGAUCCCAGUAUUCAUGAUCAUUGGCUCGUCUCUGCCAUCUGUACCUGUGGACGUUUCCUCAAAGCCAUCUUCUUCUUCUUACUGCGAGAGCGAUGACUCCAGCUGAAAGAUGUGGUCAAAGUUAACUUGCUUUAUUUAACGCAAUACUAAACACUGCACAGCUGAACUCACAGCCUUGACUGAAAGGAAUUUUUCUGAACUUGCUGGACCGGAAUAUGAAUCAUUUGAGUUAUUAGACAAAGAGGGGAACACUGUCUUAAAAAAAUGGUGCAGGGGAGGAUGAGGUAGAUCAAGAGAUUCAGAUUCCCAUCCACAACAGCGGUCAAAUGAAAACUCAGCAUAGACUAUACUGAAUGAGGUAGAGUUUUAAAAUGCUACCGUUACGGUGGUUUCAUUGUAGAGUCUACAGAUUGGCUGCAUAGGAGUGAAUUUGCUGGUGUUACAGAAAUCCAACCUGAAGCCAGUCUAAAAUUCAAGACGGAGCUAGAGUCCUGAUUAGCAAACAGUCGACAGAAUUCUGGGAAGACUCUUUUACUUUUUACUCUGUUCUUAUUGUGAUGAGUUUUGCAGUGUUAUAGGGGGAAGAAAAGUAAUUCUACUAUUUUACUGUUCACAGAUACAUUGUUAUUAGCUACACUCUGUGUAUAGUUUAUUUUUUUUCAUGCAAAGAUUUAUCUAUGCUGAUGUCUGCAGUGUAGUUUCUUUCCAGCACAAGAUGUCUCAAUUUCAGGGACUACUGUUUUUGUUCUUGAUUGCUUUCUGCUUUAUAAAGUUAUUUCCUAAAAAUCCCAAA
Hypanus sabinus (Atlantic stingray) is the source of this 1639-nucleotide messenger RNA. RefSeq names its product BCL2 family apoptosis regulator BOK a (gene boka). The record is from RefSeq and is a predicted model, not a curated record. The transcript is spliced from 5 exons. Lineage: Eukaryota; Metazoa; Chordata; Chondrichthyes; Myliobatiformes; Dasyatidae. Gene Ontology annotation, biological process: intrinsic apoptotic signaling pathway in response to DNA damage; extrinsic apoptotic signaling pathway in absence of ligand; regulation of apoptotic process. Gene Ontology annotation, cellular component: mitochondrial outer membrane. Bases 301 to 942 code for a protein of 213 amino acids. Gene Ontology annotation, molecular function: protein heterodimerization activity; protein homodimerization activity.